AUGUUGGCUGUGGAAGAAGUUUUGAGUGAACUGAAUGGUGAAGAAGUUAACGAGCAGGGUUUGCCUCCAGGGUUUAGAUUCCACCCUACUGAUGAAGAGCUCAUAACCUUUUAUCUUGCUUCAAAGGUGUUUAGCUGGACCUACCGUGGUAUAGAAAUUGCUGAGGUUGACCUUAACCGAUGUGAACCUUGGGAGCUACCAGAUGUAGCAAAGAUGGGGGAGAAAGAGUGGUACUUCUUCAGCUUAAGGGACAGGAAGUACCCAACUGGGUUAAGAACAAACAGAGCAACGGGAGCUGGAUACUGGAAAGCCACAGGGAAAGACAGGGAAGUUUGCAGUGCCUCAAAUGGAGGUCUAAUUGGCAUGAAAAAAACCCUUGUUUUCUACAAAGGCAGAGCCCCCCGUGGUGAGAAAACUAAGUGGGUCAUGCAUGAGUACCGCUUAGAUGGUGACUUUUCCUAUCGCCACACGUGUAAGGAGGAAUGGGUGAUCUGCAGAAUGUUUCACAAAUCUGGGGAGAAGAAGAAUGGCAUUCUCCAAGGACAAAGCUAUCUCUUCGAAGGUUGUUCAUCUCCCUCAGGUUCCUUGCCUCCAUUGCUUGAAACUCAAACAACAUUACUGGAAUGUCAAUCUCAAAACCCAAGUUCAAUAGAGGCUCUCCAAAAUUCUUUUCUGUAUCACCAGCAAGAAAGUGACCUGAAAAGCUUAAUAAACCCAGUCAUGUCUCAGUCACAUUCACAUUCACAUGAUCUCUUCCCAAUGAACGGAUUCCAAUCCUCUUUUUCACACAACCCUACCACAAUCAUCUCUACAAACACAUCUAACACGACAAAUAAACACAUGAUGAUGAACACUGACAACAGCCCAUCACAAUCCAUGCUCUUCAAGUCCCUUCUCUCACAUCAAGAUUUCACAUUGAAGGAACAAACUACUAUUCCUAGACAGUGCAAGACAGAGGCCAACUUUUCCCAUUUCCAACUACCUGAGGCCAAUAACAACAACUUUAGCUGGAUGGAAAAAAUUCACCCAAACCCAUAUCAUAAUCCCUUGUUUUUUGAGAUGGAUUGCAAUCUUUCGGGUCUCCCAACACAAUCUGCAGCUAUUGCGGGGAGCAGUGCCAAUGAAAUGUCUACUUCAGUUGCUUUCAACAGGACUAGCUUUCAAGUGAUGUUAGAUACUCCCAUCAGAAUCCCUGGAGAAUCUUGGACAUUGGAUGCCUAAACAACUUUCUUUUAAUGAGAUCUCAUAUAUCUAUAAAUAGUUUGCGUAUAUACCCAUCAUCUA
This is a messenger RNA of Pistacia vera, 1284 nucleotides long. Its product is annotated as protein CUP-SHAPED COTYLEDON 3. The record is from RefSeq and is a predicted model, not a curated record. Gene Ontology annotation, molecular function: DNA binding. The transcript is spliced from 3 exons. The coding region runs from base 1 to 1221 and encodes 406 amino acids. Gene Ontology annotation, biological process: regulation of DNA-templated transcription. NCBI's taxonomy places the organism in Eukaryota, Viridiplantae, Streptophyta, Magnoliopsida, Sapindales, Anacardiaceae.